AUGAGACCCUCGGCCCUGUUGACCGUCCUCUCCUGCGCCGCCAUUGCGACUGCGGCCGCGACCGCCAACGAGACGGCCCCCGAGCCGGCCGUCCCCAACGUCGUCCAGUCCACCUGGGACGGGCGGUGCUUCUACCCGGCGCCGGACGCGGCCUUCGACCUCGAGGCCUAUCUCGGCCGCUGGUACCAGGUCGCCGGCACCCUCGCGCCCUUCACCGCCAGCUGCAAGUGCAUCUUUGCGCAGUACUCUCUGAAUGACAACGGCACCGUCAAGGUGAACAACACCUGCGAGGCCGGCGGCCGCGCCGUCAACAUCCUCGGCACCGCCGCGCCCGCCGACCCUUCGUACGGGGCCAAGGGCGUCCUCCGCGUCCAGUUCCCCGGCCAGCCCGGGCCCUCGUGCGCCGGUCCGAACUACAUCGUGCAGGACUACACCCCGGACUUUGCGCUCGUGCAGUCCAACAACUUCACCACGCUGUUCGUGCUCAGUCGCCAGCAGAACCCGGAGGAGGCCGUCCUUGACGCCUGGAUAGCCCGCGCCGGUCAGCUUGGCUCCAACCUCGACGACGUUGUCAAGACGGACCAGACGGGCUGCAAGUUCACCUGA
This is a messenger RNA of Colletotrichum graminicola M1.001, 606 nucleotides long. RefSeq names its product lipocalin-like domain-containing protein. The transcript has 4 exons. Bases 1 to 606 code for a protein of 201 amino acids. Lineage: Eukaryota; Fungi; Ascomycota; Sordariomycetes; Glomerellales; Glomerellaceae. The record is from RefSeq and is a predicted model, not a curated record.